Amborella trichopoda is the source of this 1412-nucleotide messenger RNA. Its product is annotated as Tetrapyrrole (Corrin/Porphyrin) Methylase. Lineage: Eukaryota; Viridiplantae; Streptophyta; Magnoliopsida; Amborellales; Amborellaceae. The record is from RefSeq and is a predicted model, not a curated record. Gene Ontology annotation, biological process: protein histidyl modification to diphthamide. Gene Ontology annotation, molecular function: diphthine synthase activity.
AAUUUCUACGUAAAAUAAGGGGGUUGUUCGCGAUUCCAGAGGGAAUCUCGUGAGUAAUGUACAGAGUGAUCCGGCGGGAUUAAACUAUACGUCCAAGAAAGUGCACCCAAGCAAGAAUUACAGCAGGAGCACUGCCCUCCACUGAUAUAAGUGCGCGCGUUUAGAGAGAGAGAAAGAGAGAGAGAGAGAGCUGUAAGCGCUACCUUGGUUGUAACUGUUGCAAAAAUGCUCGCAUGAUCAAUGCUCCUAUGUAUUUAAAAUUGUUUCAGUUUCUCUGGCAAACAAUCCACCAGUGGUAACCUAGGGUUUAGGGUUUUUGUGGUGGAGCGAAUUAAAAAGGAAUGCUAUACAUUAUUGGGCUUGGACUGGGGGACGAUAAGGAUAUUACUUUGAAGGGCCUUGAAGCUGUGAAAAAAUGUGAGAGAGUAUAUAUUGAGGCCUACACUUCCUUGCUUUCCUUUGGCCUCUCCUCUAAUGGCCUUUCAACAUUGGAGGAUUUGUAUGGGAAGCCACUUAUUGUUGCAGACAGAGAGAUGGUGGAGGAAAGCGUAGAUGAUAUGCUUUACGAAGCUCGUGAAUUUGGUGUAGCUUUUCUAGUGGUUGGGGAUCCCUUUGGAGCAACUACACAUACUGAUCUGGUUGUCCGGGCCAAAAAAUUGGGGGUGGAAGUCAAGGUGAUACACAAUGCCUCUGUAGUCAAUGCAAUUGGGGUUUGUGGAUUGCAACUUUAUCGCUAUGGAGAAAUUGUCUCCAUACCAUUCUUCACCGAGACAUGGAGACCAGACAGUUUUUAUGAGAAAAUAUGUACAAAUCGUCUUCAUGGGUUGCAUACUCUUUGCUUACUAGAUAUACGUGUUAAGGAACCAUCAAUAGAAUCAUUGUGCCGAGGAAAGAAAUGCUACGAGCCUCCGAAGUUUAUGACAAUACAAAAUGCCAUUGAACAGCUUUUGGAGGUUGAACAAAUGCGAGGAGAAUCUGCUUACAGUGAGGAGGCAACCUGUGUUGGCUUUGCCCGUCUGGGUAGUGAAGAUCAAGUUGUGGUGGCUGGUUCCAUGAGGGAAUUAGUUAAUGUGGAGUUUGGCUCACCUUUGCAUUGCCUCGUCAUAGUGGGGAAGACCCAUCCUGUAGAAGAGGAGAUGUUGGAUUUUUAUACCAUCAGGCCCAAAUCUUUGUAGAUGAAAUAGAUAAGCCUUUUACUUUUUCUUUAUUCACUAAUUUAUUACAGGGACGUAUUCAUUCUCUCUCCACCUAAGUAGUUGGGAUAAAGUUUGGAUGAUCAUUCAUUCUUACUGCCAUUUGAGUUUGCUUUUGUUCCCAAUCUUGUUAUUGUUACUCUUAUGGAUCUACUCAUGACAUUACAUUAUACACGCACACACUCUCUCUCUCUAAUUUCUGUGGCCUAUUCUAUUUUA